Molecule: messenger RNA, 3774 nt
Organism: Cordyceps fumosorosea ARSEF 2679
Lineage: Eukaryota; Fungi; Ascomycota; Sordariomycetes; Hypocreales; Cordycipitaceae
Product: SH3 domain protein
Exons: 7
Coding region: 1-3774 (1257 amino acids)
Biological process (GO): lipid storage; cytoskeleton organization
Cellular component (GO): mitotic actomyosin contractile ring, proximal layer; cytoplasmic side of plasma membrane; cytoplasm
Molecular function (GO): protein binding; phospholipid binding
Source: RefSeq, a predicted model, not a curated record
AUGCCUGUGGCGACCACCGAAGCACCAGCCGUCGCGCUGUCCUUUGCCAAUAACUUCUGGGGCAAAGAUGACGCCGGUGUCCAUCCUCUCCUAGAUCGUAUGGCUGCGGCCAAGCAAACAAAUGACGAAUUGAAGUCGUUUUAUAGCGCCCGCGCCUCGCUCGAAGAUGAAUAUGCCAAGAAACUCCUCAACCUCAGCAGGAAGGCGCUGGGCUCACAAGAGACCGGCAGUCUCAAAGCCUCGCUAGAUACUCUCCGUGGAGAGGUCGAGAGCAUGGGCAAGCAGCACCAGAGUAUUGCAGCUCAGAUGAAGACAGAGCUGGAAGAGCCACUGUCCGCAUUUGCUGGUGGUAUGAAGGAGCGUCGAAAGAUUGUUCAGAACGUCAUUGAAAAGAUCUUGAAGACCAAGAUUCAACAGACGCAGCAGGUCAACAAGAUUAAGACAAGAGACAAGUACGAACAAGAAUGCCUGAAGAUUAAGGGCUAUCUCGCACAAGGUCACAUGGUCAUGGGCCAAGAAGAGCGACGCAACAAAGCCAAGCUUGAGAAGACGCAAAUCAGCCUUGCGACUUCCAACACGGAGUAUGAAACUGCGAUCAAAGCGCUUGAAGAAACGACUGUGCGGUGGAACAGAGAAUGGAAGGCUGCUGCCGAUAAGUUCCAGGACCUGGAAGAGGAACGUCUCGACUUUACAAAGAGCAGUCUCUGGACGUUCGCCAACAUUUCCUCGACCGUAUGUGUCAGUGAUGAUGCUUCUUGCGAAAAAAUUCGUCUCUCCCUCGAAAGCAUGGAGGUUGAGAAGGACAUUGCUUCCUUCAUUACGGAGAGGGGCACCGGUCAAGAGAUUCCCGACGCCCCCAAGUACAUCAACUUCCGCCGGGGUGACAUGGAUAACCAGUCCGAAAUCUCAGACGAUGAUCGGUAUUCAGUCGCGCAAUUCCCUCGCAGCAUCAAUCCUGCGUUCCGAUCCUCUUCACCUCAACCGUCGACUUUCGAGUCUCACCAUGAUCCCUCGUCCAACUUGGCAAACGAUCUUGCUCAUCGAGAGAACUUGAUGCAGCCUCAAAGCAGGGAAACUACAGUUACGCCUCAACAUGGACCGCCAAGUCAGGGAAGACCUUCCAUGGACGAGCAGUUCCGUCGAGGCCCCCCGCAGAUGAGCCCUGCGCAAUAUGAUGGCAAGCAGCACGGCCCUCUGGCAGCUGUGCCGCACGAUCCUUACCCAAUGGAUGGGAUGACAAUGCUUUGUCGUACUGGGCCGCCCUCCGACAUGAGUUCCCAGGUCACAUCUGCAAGGCCAGCUAGCAUGGGCUCACACAGCGAAUAUUCCAACCCGAACUCGUUUUCCAGCGUCGAGCCUCCUAGCGGCAAGACGUCACCUAUAAAACAGGACCCUGAGCCCAUCGCCACCCCGGAAAAGCGUGUAUUCAAGAAGAAGAGCGGAUUCUUCCAGAAUCAUAGCCCUUUCCGCCGCAAGAGCACUAAAGAAGUCCACCCAGAAACGGGCCGGAACACCUGGCAUUCGAAUGCUGCGUCUGGAAGCCCACGCAGACCACCUCUGUACAGCCAAGAGGAGCAGAGCAGGCACGCUGCCGCGGCAAGAGCCCCUAGUCCUGAGCCUAUUGAUGCCAAUGCCAGCCUUGCUCUUGGUGUUGGUCAGAAUGUUCUGCCUGUCUCGACCUCGGAUACACGCCGCCGGGGCAGCCACGCCCCAACUGCUAGUGUUGACGAUACCGACCCGAUUGCUGCUGCACUCGCGGAAUUGAGAGUCGGUGGUAACAAGGCCGGCUCUGUCCGUAUGUCCGCUGAUCGCUAUCACGGUGUUGCAACCCCGGCACCUAGCAAUCACGAUAUGCCUGCUGCUACUCGUGGCACACCGCCAGCAUAUAGCUCCCAGUCACAGGUGUCCAGACUCGGCGUACCACCACCAGCAGUGACAUCAAAGGCCAUGAAGCAGGCUUCUAAGAAGGUUGCCAGCCAGACGCGAAGCAUCUUUGGCGAAGACAGCCGAGAGAGUGGCAUGUCGCCGAGCUCGCGGCCUGGAACUCGUAGUGGCUAUGAUAUGCCGAGAGCGGCAUCCCCUGCUCCUACGCGAAGUGCAUCGCCGCAGCCCAGAAUGGGUCACGACACCCGCUACCGCUCUGCGUCCCCCAAUCCUCGCACACAGCACCAGAGAGGCGGCUCGCAGCCACACAACGAUCCAUACCGUCAUGCCUCGCCUCAUGGCUCCAUGAGGGGCUCCGUCAGAGGAUCAUCGCCAGCGUCUUAUGCGGACUAUGGCGCUCGUCCUCACAGCAGCUAUGGUGGCAGCGAUAUGGCAGUUCAGUUGGCCCCGGUAGGUGGGGAUAUGUAUGGUUCCAAGCGCGGGAGAGGAGGUGACUCUCGUGCAAUGGGCUUGUAUGAAGGUGGUUCCCGCCCACGCAGCAAGAGUGUUGUUGAUUCCUCUCGCCAAUACACGCGCGAUGGCAGGGUUAUCCUGCACUUUGCACGCGCUCUCUAUAUGUACCAGGCAGCUAUCCCAGAAGAGCUGGGAUUUGCCAAGGGAGACGUCCUCGCCGUUUUGCGGCACCAAGACGAUGGCUGGUGGGAGGCUGAGGUGCACGGUGGCAAUGGCCGCCAGGAAACAUUGCGGGAUGCCGUUAGGGCGCUGACGUCCAAGCCGAUGCAGCGAGCAGUCGUCAAUGCGAUCCUGCUCGCGUCGGGCAUCGGCACCCUCCUGGCCCUCGCCGCAAUUUCAUCCGCGCUCUUCUUCCAGGCCUACCUGCCGCAUCAAGUCGUGACCGCGCCCGUGCAUCUGCAAUAUGGGUCGAGCCCGAACCCGUACGGCAUAGCUCCGUUGGUGGCGUCGCGGAUGAAGUCCCUCCAAGACUACGAUAUUUCCGUCACGUUCAUGAUGCCUCGAUCGCCAGCGAACCUCGACCGCGGCAACUUCAUGGUCAGCCUGCACCUGAUCGACUCGCGCGACCAGACCCCCAUCGCGGCUCGCGCCGAUGAGUUUGCCAGGGGCCAUGCCGGAUUCGGCGUGAGCAAGGUGCUCUUCAGCUCGCGCCGCUCGGCGCUGGUGCCGUACGAGGACCCGCUCGUGUCGCUCACGUCGCGAGUGCUCCUGAUGGGCUAUCUCCUGCUGUCGUCCAACUCUCAGCGCCACGAGCUGACGGUGAAGUUGGCCGAGCGCGUCUCGUUCGAGAAGGACUCGCUGCGGCCGGCGGCGGCGUACGUUGAGGUGGAAGCCGGGCAGGACAUCCAAAUCUACAGCACCCAUUUGACGCUCACGGCGCAGCUCCGCGGCCUGCGGUACCUGAUGGUCCACUACCGCCUACUGACGUACGUCGUACUCACGCUGCUGUUCUGGUUCUUUGAAGUCUUGUUCAUGAGCGCUGCAUGGUCGGCCUGGAGCUCGUAUGUCUCCAUGCCCGUUGACGGGGGUAAGCUGCAACGAGGGGUGUCAGGGGACAGAGAUGCUGCUACCGAUUCGGGUGACGACCUUGAACUUGAGGGUGGCCGUGGCAGGGCCGAUGACGAGGACGAGGCAGGACCAAGUCGCAGCGUCAAGCGUGACAGCUCCUCAUCUUUCAAAAGGGAGCCCGGGUUCAAAGGGGAGGAGACACCGGAACGAUCUUUGGCUGACAUCCCGCUGGUUGGGGCGGAAGCGGAUGACGAGGAUGAUACAGAGGAGGAAGAUAGGAAGUGCCAGGCUGUGUCAGGGCAAGGAACGAGCUACAGAAAGGAGGGCAGUGACACGGUGCGUCGAAGGGCGUCGCAAGGGUUUGCGUAG